GUGGCAGGGGGUGGUGGCAGGUUCCUGGCUCACCAUGUUUCUCCUCUCUCGCAGGGUGUGGGGCGGCAGCGCCCGCAGGGAAGCCCGGACCAUGCUGGCCUGCCUGCAGAGGACCCAGAACCCCCCAGCCCAGCACCUCCCCUGCCCCAACAAGGCGCUGGAGCCGCGCAAGUGCGAGACGGCCCCCAUGCAUUCCCCGCGCUACCCCAGCCCUGCCGAACUGGACGCCUACGCACAGAAGGUGGCCAACAGCCCGCUGACCAUCAAGAUCUUCCCCACCAACAUCAGGGUCCCCCAGCACAAGCACCUUAACCGGACGGUGAACGGCUACGACACCACGGGGCAGCGGUACAGCCCCUACCCCCUGCACGCCGGCGGCUACCAGGGGCUGCUGGCCAUCGUCAAAGCCUCCGGCAAAAGCGUGGUGAAGAACUCGGAGGGGAAGCGGACUAAGCUCUCGCCCGCCCAGGUGGGCGUCGCUCCCUACCCCGCCUCAAGCACUUUAGCUCAAGGUCCCUCCUGCGCCGGGCAGCUGAGCUACCACGGCGGCCAGAAGCAGCUGGAGGGUCCCGUGCCCCCCAACGUGACGGUGGCGGCCUCGGUGCUGCCGCUGGCGGGCAGGAGCCUGGCCCUGCCGCCCUCCAACCUGCCCUCCAUCCAGAGCAUCAUCUACCAGAUCAAUCAGCAGUGCCAGGCGCAGGGUGCCCAGCCCGGCUGCCCGGCCGUCGUGGCCGCCCACCCCAGCCCGGCCAAGCACGGCGCUUUCGGCCCCGGCUACGGCGGCACCGUCCUGCCCGAGUGCCGCAAGGGCGCCGAGCUGGCGCUGGGCUCCAACCCGGCCGCCGCCCUGGGACCCAAGGCAGGCGUCUAUCCCGAGGGCAUGGACUACCUGGUGUGGCAGCAGAAGCAGCAGCAGCAGCACCUGCGAAUGUACAGCGGGGGCAGCGGCGGCGGGGGGGCCCUCAGCAAGUCCCCCGAGACGUGCGCGGGCGCCUCACGGCCCUACGGCCUGGGCAGCGCGGCCGACAAGGUGAGCUCGUCCCCCUUGAACUGCAUGCACGGCAACUUCGCGGUGGGCCAGUACUUCGCUCCCCCCUGGAACAGCAUCCUAGUGACCCCCAACAGCGACUGUUACAACCCACCGGAGCUGGGGGCCGGGCCCCGCGAGCUGGGGGUGCCCCCGGCCGAGGGGCUGCCCAGCAAGACCCUCUGCAAUACCUCCAUCCUCAGCAGCAGCCUCCAGUCCCUGGAGUAUCUCAUCAACGACAUCCACCCGCCCUGCAUCAAGGAGCAGAUGCUGGGCAAGGGCUACGAGACCGUGUCUGUGCCAAGGCUCUUGGACCACCAGCACGCCCACAUCCGCCUGCCCGUCUACAGAUAAGGGACCGAUGCUGCUCUUCCCAAACCCAGGGCGAGGACUUUGGCGCGAGCUGCGGGUACCGACCGCGGCAGCGAGGGCGGGGGGACAGGGAGGGGGA
This is a messenger RNA of Corvus hawaiiensis (hawaiian crow), 1478 nucleotides long. It is a transcript of the gene FAM222A, whose product is annotated as family with sequence similarity 222 member A. The record is from RefSeq and is a predicted model, not a curated record. NCBI's taxonomy places the organism in Eukaryota, Metazoa, Chordata, Aves, Passeriformes, Corvidae.